This is a messenger RNA of Aureobasidium subglaciale EXF-2481, 1354 nucleotides long. RefSeq lists its product as uncharacterized. The record is from RefSeq and is a predicted model, not a curated record. Bases 206 to 961 code for a protein of 251 amino acids. Lineage: Eukaryota; Fungi; Ascomycota; Dothideomycetes; Dothideales; Saccotheciaceae. The transcript is spliced from 3 exons.
UGUAUCUUCGCUUGGUAAUGUCAUCUUGCUCUCGGUAUGCUCGGUCGAUCUGCUCGGCAUGCUCGGCGUAAGCAAUCCUUCUGCUUGGAAAUCACUCGUAUCAUGUCUAAAUGAUAUGGCUAGAUAAAAGGAAGAGCUUGUCACACCUUCUGAUUCUUGAUCAACCAAGAAAUCAAGCAGACCCGACGACCGAAAAACACCGACAAUGACCUACAACAUCCUCAUCUCAGGCUCAACCAAGGGUCUCGGCCGCGCUUUCGUGGCCAAAUACCUCUCUCGCCCCAACACCACUGUGGUAGCCACAGUCCGCGAUCCUUCUACCCAGGAAGCUCAAGCCCUGCACUCUAUCUCCAAAGCCGAGGGUAGCAACCUCAUCGUCGUCAAGAUAGAAUCUCGCUCCGACACCGACUGCAUCUCCGCAGUCAACUUUCUCCACGACCAAGGAAUCUCUCACCUGGACGUCGUAAUCGCAAACGCAGGUUUCUACACCGUGCCCAAAGAACCUGCCGUUGCAAAAAUCACUGCAGAGGAACUGCUCGAUCAUGUAAAUGUCAAUGCUGCAGGACCUGUGCGCUUGUUUCAAGCUACUCUUCCUCUGCUCAAUGCAGCCGAGAAGCCCAUCUUCGUUUACAUUUCGUCCAUGGCUGGAUCUAUCGCUGCGACUGGAGAUUUGCCUUUUGGAGUCGGUGUCUAUGGUGCUAGUAAGGCUGCUGGAAACUUUUUGGUCAGGAGAAUCCAUCAGGAGAAUCCUGAAUUGAUUGCUUUCGCAAUGCACCCUGGAGCUGUAAAGACGGAGGGCGGUUUGGUGGUCUCUGGAGAUCUGGGUAUGCUUCAGUAUGAGGAGUUCUUUACAACCUUGGAGAAGAGCAUUAAUGGUAUGGUUGGCAAGAUCGAUAAUGCUACCAGAGAGAACAGCUCUGGCAAGUUCUUGUGCUUCGAUGACACACCCUUGGAGUGGUAAGGUUGGGGCAAGAGACCUUGACGUCAACUGUAGCCUAGGGCUUUCGGCGAAGGCAGCCUGAUCCAUACCAGAUCGUUCAGCCGUAGGGAAGACGACGAGCAUGCUAGCCUGUCAAAUAGUUAUAUCAUUGCCUCCAUAUCAGCAAUUUCUAACAGCUUGUUAAUCAGGCCUCAUUGAUUUCGACUAUACAUACAUCAAAAGUUAUCUAUCUGCCACUCAAAUUAGAGCGAUUCGAAGCUCUGCUGCUCAAGCUUACGCGCAGCUGCUGUCGCAUCGUAUCUGACUUGUUUUGCUGCCUCCUAGGCCUCCAAUAUAGCCUGUGCUUGUUUGGCCAUAAUAAUGUUGUUAAUGUUCGCAAAUUGAAUUAAGUAUUUAGAUUGACAGGCACCUUCC